Nematolebias whitei (Rio pearlfish) is the source of this 1378-nucleotide messenger RNA. Its product is annotated as protein FAM117A. The transcript is spliced from 8 exons. The record is from RefSeq and is a predicted model, not a curated record. Bases 1 to 1233 code for a protein of 410 amino acids. Lineage: Eukaryota; Metazoa; Chordata; Actinopteri; Cyprinodontiformes; Rivulidae.
AUGUCCGGCCGAGGUGGAGCUGGACCCCCAAGAGCCGGUGCCCCGCAGCCCCUGAAGGCGACGGUUCCCUUCAGGCUGGCCAGCAAACCCCGACCGAACCGGAGGGAUGGGAAGUCAGCCGGAAAGGACAAAUUGCAGCAGCUGAGCUCCGGCAUGAGGCGGACGAUGUCCCUGGACGCCAUCAUCGGGCCGUACCUGCAGGGCCACUGGCCGAAGGAAGCGCAGGCCCAGUGCAGUGUGUCUCGUAAGGACAAAUCCACCCAGACCCCCGACUCAUGGGUGGAUGAAUCCCACGUCAGGAAAGUUAGCAGCAGCCACAAACGCUCAGCAUCAUGGGGCAGCGCUGAGCAUCUGCGAGAGAUUGCAAAACUCAAACAACAACUGCAGCAGUGCAGCAAACCCGCUGUCUCUGGGGGGCACGAUAAGGACCGUCAGUGUUGUUAUCCUCAUGGGAGCUGUAGCCUUGGAGCUACUCAGACUGAGCCAAUUCCCAUCCCCCCCUCUCCCCUGUCUACACUGUUCCCUCGACUGCGCUGCAGCGUGGAGGGCCUCAACCAGGAGCUGGAAGGCAUGUUCAUCAGCCAGUCCCCCCUCCCACAGCACAGGCUCCUUGAGGUCCCAGACGGUCACCGUGCUCCGGUUCCUCUGCACGACUGUAGCAGAGGUUCACAGAACGACCGCACCACCACACCCCUCUCCUCAUCCUCUACCUCCUCCUCACCCUGCUCCUCCCCCCAACUACAAGACCCCCACUCGUCGUAUACUCCUCUAGACUCUCACCAAGACCGCAGAGAGAUGUGCCUCUUGUCUCCGUUGUCCUCCCAGAAUGAGGCUGACCUUCCACCACUGAUCUCCUCGUCUCCAGGCCUCAACAAAAGCUGCUGCUUCCAGAGAGAGCCUCCAGAGGGCUGUGAGAAGGUCCGAGUCUGGGAGGAGGUCAGUGCUCCACGCCAAGAAAAGCAAGCCGUCGUCUCCUCCUGCCCAGACCCCAACAAGGUAAACUUCACCCCCCACGGGGGCUCGGCCUUUUGCCCCGUCAGCCUCCUCAAGCCCCUGCUUCCUUCCAUGGACCUGCUGUUCCGCAGCCUCACGGGCUCUCCGGCAGGAAACUACUCAAACCAGGGAACAAGCUCCUGCCAGACGGCCUCCUCUGGUAACCGGGCUCCUUCUCCUAAUCCUGCAACAGCCCCCACUGUGAUGGGGGACGGCUCAGGAGGGGGUCUCGCUUUCUGAUUGUGGCUGCGGACCCUUUUUUUUUCUGUGGAAGUAAUGCAAAUGUUUAACUGGACCAGAAAGGUGUGUUGAAAGUCAUUACGAAUGUUGUUUUCUUCCUUAUACAAGUUCAAAAUGGCCUACAGGUUAAAAAAGGAAGAGUUAA